Molecule: messenger RNA, 675 nt
Organism: Phytophthora sojae
Lineage: Eukaryota; Oomycota; Peronosporomycetes; Peronosporales; Peronosporaceae
Exons: 6
Coding region: 1-675 (224 amino acids)
Source: RefSeq, a predicted model, not a curated record
AUGUAUGCAGCCUUUGGUGUGUCUACACCAAGGCCGGCCAAGUCACCAGUGCCGCACCACCGUGCAUCGCUGCCUCCCAGCCGGGAGCACGGUGGCGCGGCAUGGGAGGUCAAGCGCGCGGCGUAUUCCUCGCUGAAGUCACUGGCGUCUAUUCGUAUCAGUGUUGUCGAGGAACAGGAGGGAAUUAGUGUGCUGUCUCCGCGCUUCCCCAACUAUGCCGUCGCCCGGCUCGCAUCGACCGUCGCCGCCAAGGCCGCCACCAAGCUCGCCAUGCUGCUGAUCCUUACUCUGGCCGCCGCUAUGCUCGCCGUGCUGCUGUCGCCCAUGCCGGCCGCCGCCAUGCUCGUCAUGCUGCUCUCGCUGCCCCGCUACCGCUACGCUCGCCGUGACGCUGUGACCGGGCUCACCGGAAUGCUGCCCGACGUUCGCACUCGCCGCCGCCGCCAUGCUCGCUGUUCAUCUGUCGCCUACGCCGCCACUAUGCUUGCCGCAGCUAUGCUCGCCGUACAGCAGUCGCUGCUCCGGAAGCGCCGAGUAGGCAGCGGGCGCGACGCCCAACCGCCCCGGAAGGCGCGAAGAAAAGCAGCGAGGACAGUGAACUCCGAGGCAUCUGACGACGAGUUUGAAGUCGAGAAGAUCAUCGAGAUGAAGUUCGUGCGUGGAGAGCCCAAGUAA